Molecule: messenger RNA, 529 nt
Organism: Dendrobium catenatum
Lineage: Eukaryota; Viridiplantae; Streptophyta; Magnoliopsida; Asparagales; Orchidaceae
Product: ubiquitin-like protein ATG12
Biological process (GO): nucleophagy; C-terminal protein lipidation; autophagosome assembly
Cellular component (GO): phagophore assembly site membrane; Atg12-Atg5-Atg16 complex; cytoplasm
Source: RefSeq, a predicted model, not a curated record
ACUGCUGGAACGAACAAAUUUUCAACUGUGAUUGAAUUUCUCCGGCGUCAGCUUCAUAGAGAUACUCUGUUUGUCUACGUCAACAGUGCCUUUUCUCCAAAUCCAGAUGAAUUGAUGAUUGAUCUGUACAAUGUAGGUGGUAUAUGCGUGACACAUAAUUUUGGGUUUGAUGGAAAGCUUGUGGUUAAUUAUGCAUGUUCAAUGGCUUGGGGCUAAGGGCUACUAGAACGGAGGAGGACAUCCAACUACAUUCCUUAUUUCAGCUAAAAACUGGCAAAAUAAGUAUUGCAGAUUCAAGUUCUUUUAUAUAUAUUCUUACUGCUAAUUUUUUAGUGUAUAUUAACUGAACUUUCAUUGCUUUUCCUGAGAAGUAUGUAUUGCCUUGGGAAACUUACAUAUGUGUAAAAAUCAAAGUUUAAAGAUAACUUUUUUUCCCUGCUUGUAUGUAAGCAACUGCUUUGUCACUCUCCAGUAAAGCUGGUAUGAAGAGAAUCUAUGCACAUAUUUACCUUUAUCCCAGCUUCCAAAA